Molecule: messenger RNA, 385 nt
Organism: Polypterus senegalus (gray bichir)
Lineage: Eukaryota; Metazoa; Chordata; Cladistia; Polypteriformes; Polypteridae
Product: soluble scavenger receptor cysteine-rich domain-containing protein SSC5D-like
Exons: 2
Coding region: 2-385 (127 amino acids)
Cellular component (GO): membrane
Source: RefSeq, a predicted model, not a curated record
UAUGUGCCGAAUAUUCACUUUUUGGACUAUCCUUGUGUGUGUCCUGCACAUGACUUAUGCCCUUCAAGUCCGACUGGAAGAAAGCACCCACUGUGCUGGAAGAGUCCAGAUCUUCUUUGAUGGUCAAUGGGGCCACGUGUGCAGCUACUCUUGGGACCUGCCUGAUGCUGAGGUGGUCUGCCGUCAGCUGGGCUGUGGCACUGCUGUUUCUGCACCUCAUCUCAUUCAUCCACAAAAUCUCACUGACGACCGAUUGCUCACUGGUGUGAAGUGUCAUGGGAAUGAGACUGAGCUCGGAGAGUGUGACUCAAGAACUCGGGAUCAAAUGCUGUGUCAGCAUAUCUGGGAUGCAGGUGUCGUUUGUGCAGGCAAGCCCUUUUUUUAA